Nicotiana attenuata is the source of this 2849-nucleotide messenger RNA. RefSeq names its product putative U-box domain-containing protein 50. Gene Ontology annotation, biological process: protein phosphorylation; protein ubiquitination. Gene Ontology annotation, molecular function: protein kinase activity; ubiquitin-protein transferase activity; ATP binding. Bases 197 to 2593 code for a protein of 798 amino acids. The transcript has 8 exons. The record is from RefSeq and is a predicted model, not a curated record. Lineage: Eukaryota; Viridiplantae; Streptophyta; Magnoliopsida; Solanales; Solanaceae.
CUUUCCCUUUAAGAAAAAACACAAGAAUUUCAAAAAGCCAUAGCUUAAUUUCUUCUAUUUGUACUUUUACUUAAUUUUUAUUGUUACAUGUGCUUCACACUAUAAUCAUUUCAAGACUUUUUUAUAUGUGUGAUGAGUUAUAUGUAACAAUUUCUUUUUCUUAGUCAAAAAAUCAUUUUUUUUUAAAGCUUUGGCUAUGGAGUUGGAGGUGGAAAACAAGGUUUAUGUAGCAAUUAAUUCAAAUCUUCAUGAUGGUUUUUUGACUUUACAAUGGGCACUCAAAAGAUGGUCUUCUCAAUCAAUCACAAUUGUUAUUCUUUAUGCUGUUAAUAACAUAUGUAAAGACUAUGUUAUUACACCAAUGGGAAAGCUACCAGCAGGUUCAGUGAAUGAAGAAAAACUGAAAGAUCUUGAGAAGUUUGAAGAAGCAAAGAAUCAAAAGAUACUUUGGAGAUACAAAGUUUUUUGUGGAAAUGUUAAAGUUGAAGCAAUCAAGAUUGAAGGAUAUGAUGAAUCCAUUCAAGAAAUUAUGGUGGAUUUGAUCACUACUUUAAGGAUAACCAAAUUGGUCAUGUCAUUGACUUUCAUGAAAUCUUCAUCAUGGAAAUCAAGAAGUGCAAUAAGUGGAUCAUUUUUUGUGCAUAGACAAAAGCCAGAAUUCUGUGAAUUAUUUAUAAUAUGUGGAGGGAAGUUGGUUUUACUAAGGGAAAGAAAUAAUGAAGGAUUAAUAGAAGAUGAUCAAGGAGAAAUGGUUGCAAAUUCAAGAUCAAAGAGGCAAAGUUUUAGAGAUUGGGUUGUAAAAAUGUUCCCUGAAAAUAGUGCCAAAAUGAAAAAUCAAUGUGAUUCAUCAGCAAGCAAUGGCUCAUUUGAUCAAUGGGAAAAGUAUAAAAAUGAAAUUGAGAAUUACAUGAGUCAAAUAUUAUCUUCAAAUGCAGAGGAAAUUAAUGAUUUUGUUGCUAAUGAAAGUCUCCAGAAUAGCAUUACAGAGCUUCUUAUGGCUGAUAAUAUGACUGUGCAAGAAAAGAGAAAAGCUUUAAAAAUCAAGUUUCUGGAGAUCAAACAAACAAUACAACUAAGCAGAGAAGAAGCAAAAGCCCAUGUUAGAGGACAUGCUAAGGCUCAGUGGGCUACCACAUUAUGUACUAGAAGGGCUGAAGAAAUUGAUGGUUGCAUAAACGAUGAAAUCGCACGAAAGGCUGAUCUAAAGAGGGAGUUAGAUGCCACAAAAGAAGAGCUCAGCGAACUUCAUACUGAAGUUGAGAUCACGACGAGUAGACUCAACUCAAUUCUUGAACUACAACGCGAGCUCUCAAACAAGCUGCAGCUGUCGUCUGUGGCAAGAUCGCGUGCUGAGGUCAAAGUGGAGAAAGUAGUGAAGCAAAGAACAGAUACACUUCAGGAGAUUGAGGAGUAUAGAAAGCAAAGAGAUGUUCUACGACGAAGGAUAGAGUUUUGCAGGGAAAAAGACGCGAUAGGAAAUGCUACAAUGUUGAUAGAACCGAGUUUUGAGUACAAGGAGUUCACUGCUGCAGAGAUUAGAGCAGCUACAGAUGGAUUUUCGGAUCGUAUGAGGUUGAAAUCUGGUGGUGAUUGGACUGAUGUGUAUAAAGCUAGGCUUAAUCACACAUCAGUUGCGAUUAAACUAUAUAGUUCAGGUGAUGUAGAUUCUGCAGAUGCAUUCCGAGCUAAGGUGAAGCUCUUCAGCCACAUGAGGCAUCCUCAUAUACUAGCGAUGAUCGGAUUUUGCUCUGAGCUAAGGUGCAUUGUGUUUGAGUAUAUGCACAAUGGCUGCUUAAGAGACAUUCUCUUCUCAGGCAAGAGAAGCUCUAAAAGGAGAAACAAGUGUCUAAACUGGCAAGCUAGGAUAUGCAUUGCAGCCGAUGUAUGUACUGGCCUAUGCUUCGUCCAUCGGGCCAAGCCAAGGCCCGUGGCUCAUGGCAACCUCAACCCUUCCAAAAUCCUUCUUGAUCGUAACAAUGUGGCAAAAAUCCAUGGUUUUAGGACGCCUUUGUCUUCUGAUAAAUCGGAUAUAAGAUCAGAUAUCCGGGCUUAUGGGAACUUAGUCUUACAGAUUCUGACCGGAAGAAACUGGGCCGGGCUUAUCGAGGAGGCGAUAAUGAUGGACCAAACUAAGCUUAUUGAAGUACUUGAUCCGACAGCCGGAGAGUGGCCAUUGGAUAUAGCACUGGAGCUUGGAAGAAUAGGAAUAAAGUGUUUGUCUAUUCAUGAAGAUAAGGAGUUGAACAUGACUAGUUUGGCAAGAGAAGUAGAGAAAGUGAAGAAUUUAGCUGAUGAAAUAGUAGCAAAUGGUGAAUGUGUUGCGGCAAACGAAAGAAAUCAAGAUGAUGAAGACUCAGCUGAGUUCCCUAAUUUCUUCCUUUGCCCCAUUUUGCAGGAAGUGAUGAAGAAUCCACAUGUUGCAGCUGAUGGAUUUUCAUAUGAACUAGAAGCUAUAGAAGAAUGGCUAAAAACUGGAAGAGAUACAUCACCAAUGACAAACUUAAGGCUCAACAACAAGCUUCUCACACCUAAUCAAAGUUUACGUUCUCUAAUCGACGAUUUGCAAAAGAAAAGAUCAAUUUCUAUCAGAUAGAUAGAUAGAUAGAUAGAUAGAGAGAGAGAGAGAGAGAGAGUUGAGCCAAAGUUCUAUAGAGUUUUGUACAUGCAGAAGAACAAAGGUUGUAGAGAGGGAAAAAAAAGAACUGAGUCUCUUAGUUUUUAGAGUAAACAAAGUCAGAACUAUCUUUGAGAAGUUCCUUCACUGUUAAUACAAAGUGUAUCAAAGAUGGUAAUUAUCCAUAGAGUUAGUAACAGUAAUCUUAAGAAGUUUCAGUUUUUCCUUUUAACAA